Molecule: messenger RNA, 5440 nt
Organism: Daphnia pulicaria
Lineage: Eukaryota; Metazoa; Arthropoda; Branchiopoda; Diplostraca; Daphniidae
Product: nuclear pore complex protein Nup153-like
Exons: 7
Coding region: 281-4651 (1456 amino acids)
Biological process (GO): RNA export from nucleus; protein import into nucleus
Cellular component (GO): nuclear pore
Molecular function (GO): structural constituent of nuclear pore
Source: RefSeq, a predicted model, not a curated record
GGUUGAUUCAUCGAGAAUGGUCGAGAAGUGUUCCGCUGGAGCCAAACUAUAGCCCGUCACAAACGCCCUCUACUGACAAAUUUAUAAGUUCUUUGAGCAACAUCGUUCUUCAUUUGUUUCUCGUAACCGCCAAUCAGAUCUUUCUAAACUUAAAAAAAAUCCGCCAUCUUUUCUCGGCACUUUUUUCCUCGCCGCGUGUGGGUCGUGGUGCGACGGGUUAAAGCUGUUUUCUUGCAACAGUAUCUGAUUUCCGUAUUGAUUGAUAAUUUCUAAAACAGUCAUGUGGGAAGAUAAUUUAGGUAAAGUCAAGGCAAGGCGGAGCAAAAAUUCAAAACCAUACGAAAGGCCCAAGUCGAUUUUGAGGCGAGUAACAGAUUCAGUUACUGGAUUGUUACCACAACCUUCUUGGCUGGUGAACUGGUUACAAUCUACAUCAGCUAAAAAAGAAGAUAGUGAAAAUGAUGAAGUUGAGGAAGAACAACCUGUGCCGUCAACCAGUUCAUCCAGCAAUGGUAACAGCUCCCACCGAGAAGGUGUUGAAAGAGAGUCCUUCAUAUUUCGCAGACCACCUGGGACAUCCAAAGAACAAAGCAACACAGUAAGAGCUCGUCCAAAUGUCCCUUCUUUGGACUUACUUCCAGAGCCAGUAGUGGUUGAAUCAAGUUCAAGAGAACAAAUCGUUCAAACAAAUGGUGAUGAUGACUCCAACUCAGAGUCAACUAGCGGAUGUUCCUCAUUGUUACCCCAUCUCGAGCAUAAGAGGGAGAGCAGAAAUAUAGAACUAUCAAGUUUGGGAGUUGCUGAACCUCUCUCUAUUAAUCAAUCUUCACUGCAAAUCAUUGGAAGCUCUUUGAGCAAGUCCCUAGCAGUUGACCUCAAAAAUAGCCGUGGACGCAAAACUCUCAGCCUUCAUACUUUUGGUCAUGAUACAAGUUCAGGUAUAACUCCCACAGAAGAAUCAAGGUUCCACAAGGAUACAGAAGAGGCUAGUGGCUCAUUUUUCGACAAAGACGACACUUCACUCAAUCGUUCAGCUGCCAAGCGAGACCUUUCCCAACCUCAACUUUCAUCGUAUGGAAGCAAGAGACCACGCUUCAAUAUAACUUCAUUUGGACCUACGGCUGCUGAGGCUAGGCGGUCUUUAAUGAACGAGAGUGUUGUAGACUCACCAUUUUAUGCUGGUAAGACGACUUACGGUGGUGCUUCAGCUUAUCGCCGUGCCACUUUACAACCUUCAGCUGCACUAUUCCCAUACGUGCGAAGUCGAAUUCAGGCUAGGCCUGCGUCUUCAGCUCCAUCCACUUCGAGUUCUGUUGCUUCUACCAGUUCGUCAAAUGUUGUACUUAGUAGUUCAGCUCAACGAAUCCUUCAAGCACUCGAAGCCAUGUCAACACCAGUGAGAGAUGCAAAAAGGAUUCCUGCUGCAUCCAACAGUAAACGAUCCACUUCUUUACAAGGCGAAGAACUUUCGUUCACUGGGUUUGGUUUGAGUCGCCGACGUCCAAAUUUGGGACCUCCAACUUCCAAAUUAUCUGUCGGUACUCCGGCACAGAUUGUCACCCGACCAGCUCCAGCAAACUUGUCUCAAAUAGAACCAGCACUAGUAUCGAGCACCCCCAUCAGUGCCCAAGUUGGUGGCAAGAUGCGAAUGAGGAUGUCAGCACCACUUCGUAAAUCGGCUCCUCGUAUUCGAGAGGAUGAAGAUGUAGAGUCGGAGGAGCUCACUGCUGUGCCAAUGCCCAUUAGUAUAGCAGGUCUACCUAGUUUCAACUUGCUACCUCCUUCCUCGGUGGUAGAAAAAGCAACUGUUGUAUCGACAAAGUCUUCAGUGAAAACAGCAGCAGUAAUGAGUUCCAAUGGAUUGGUUAGUUCUUCAAUGACGAGUACCUCAGCAGCUCGUCCAGCUUUCACGUUUUCAGCACCGUUGGUUACCGUCAGUCCGUACAAGGUAGAUGCAGCCGUCAGUUCGAAGCCGCUCAGUUUCAACUUCAGCUCCCCAUUGCUCGUCAACGCUUCUCCGAAAAAAACACCAGAGAAGGAGACUCCAACUAAACCCGCAGAAGUGGAAUUGAAAUCUGGAAGUGUCCUUGAUGUUCUCAGAGGGAAAAGUCAAGAAGCUGUGCCCGUUUUGGAGCCAGUAACAAAGUCACCACCGGUUCUUUCAGGAUUUGGAGAUAAAUUCAAGGCACCUACCGAUUCUUGGACUUGUUCUGUCUGUUGCGUUCCCAAUUCCAAGGACAAAUCUUCGUGUGUGGCAUGCGAAUCUCCAGCCCCCAAUGCAGUAAAAGCAAUGCCUAUUGCUCCUGCUGCUGCUGCUCCUGUUGUACCUCCAACAAAAGGAUUCGGUGAUCAAUUUAAAAUGACCGCCGCUCAAUGGGAAUGUUCUGUGUGUAUGAUCAGGAACGCUGAUAAAGAAGAUCGAUGCAAAUCUUGCGACGAAGCACGCCCGGGAUCCAAGCCUGCAGUUAAACCCAGUUCGGUUUCAACCUUUAAAUUCGGCAUUCAACCUGGACAACAAACAGCUCCCAAGUUUGGAACGGAAUCGUCAACUUUGACCCAAACAAAAGGGUUUUCUUUUGGGACUUCUAGCGAAAAGGAAGAAAGUUCUUCUUCAGGAUUCAAAUUUGGCGCCAGCAUUGAAGUAUCGAAAGAUAAAAGUGUCACCCCUGGAUUCAAGUUUGGAAAUGUGAUAGAACCCUCUAAGAAAAUAGAAGCGUCUUCUAGCGAAUCAGUAGUUCAAGUCGUUGAACCCAGUAAAAUUCCUGAAAAAGCAGGCUUUAAAUUUGGUACAUCGAUUGAACCAAGCAAGAAAACGGAAGAAACAAGUGGUGGAUUUAAAUUUGGAAUUGAGAAGAAACUAGAAGAAACCAAAGCUAUCACUUCUACUGCGCCUGUAGCUUCUCAAAACACAGGACCCAUCGAAUUAUUCCAAAUCAAACCAAAAGAGCCAACACAGAAAGCUGAAGAACCAAUUGUGUUUGGGCGCCAGACGGACUUGGCGACAGACGACGAGAAGAAAACAGUGGCGGAUUCACAAUUUAAAACUUCGGUCCUAUCCAAUCCAGCAGCGUUCAAUGUUGCACCGACAACCACAUCGUCAGCCUCUAAAUCGAGUCCCAUUUUUAGCUUUGCACCUGCAGUUCCUGACUCGAAGGUGUCUUUACUGGAAACCGGCAGCGUGAUGGAUAUUCUCGGGAAGAAACCCACGGCCCCAUCGGACAUUAAACAGGCUCCUGUCAGUUCGGCAUCCUCAUUUUCUUUUGGAGCAACGGAACAAACAAAGCCUACAUUUGCGUUUGGCAAACCAGAGACAUCGACAGAAAAGCCAACCUUCAAUUUUGGUGAGGCCACCGAGAAAGAAUCGCAGAUUCCCAAAAGUACAUCGUCGAUACCUACUACUACUACCACCACAUCAACUCCGUUUAGCUUCACUGGAGGUGCGACGUCGACUCCUUCUCUAUCGCUAUUCAAACCGGCUACUGCGCCGUCUUUCAAUUUUGGUGGCCCAACAGUAUUUGGUGCUUCAGUUUCAUCGGCACCAACUUUCGGUGCUUCAACAACUGUCGCAACGUCUACGAGCCCGCCCUUUGGCAUCACAACUUCAGCACCUGCUCCUUCCACUUUUGGAUUACCUACUACUACUGCGUCGUCGAUUGCUUUCGGUCUAUCGACCUCUACAACAUCUCUCCCAACUUUUGGUUCACAAACUGCAACGGCCGUCGCCCCCACGGCAUUUGGAAUGACGGCUGCUCCCCCCAGUUUCAGUUUACCUACUACUACCACGAAAUCUACCUUGGGAUCGGCUGUUCCGGCAAGCUCUAGCUCCCUUUUUAAUUUUGUUUCAGGUGCGGGAGCUACGCCUACGACUAGCACGUCUACGGCCGCUGCGCCGUCUAUGUCUUUUUCGUUUGGAACGCCACAGACUACGACCGCAUCGUUCAUCAAUUUCGGAUCACCUGCUCCCCCAGCGUAUCAAUUUCCUAAAGAUGCCGCCAAACCCGCUAGUAGUGGUGGAUUCGGGUUUGGUGCUUCAACAACGUCCGUCCCAUCGUCAUUUGCUUUUGGAGCUUCAAACGUUGCCACUCCGGUCACGACUCCUUCAGAGGCACCCAAAAUGCAGUUUAACUUUGCAACUUCCCAGCAAACAACACCUUCAACGGUCGCUGCUCCUACUUUUGGAACUUUCGGUACUGGUGCUCCCAAGACCACGUCGGCUCCGUUUUCAGGAUUCAAUGCCACACCAUCUUCUACUCCUGCAUUUGGAGCCGCAGCAUCGUCUCCGUUUGGUUCAUUACAACCGACAGGUUUUGGGGCUGCUGCUGCUGCUGCUGCACCUUUUUCAUUCAGUGCCCCAUCGGCUUCUGCUUCAUCCGCCUUCACUGCGUCAUCUAGUUUCAAUUUUAGUGGGUCUGCUGCUGCUCCUGCCUCCGCUGCUCCGCCUCAACAACCGCCCGGCCUCUUUCAGUUUGGCAUGAAUGCCGCUCCACCAGCCGUCAAUUCGGGUUUCAAUUUUCCACCGGCUGCGACGUUUAAUCCGCCUGAUGCUCCGUCUCCCGGGUUCGCUGCGGGUUUUCCUGGAGCCAACCCUUUUGACAACACCGGCAGUGUAGGUGGAGCCCGGAAAAUGCGCAAGGCAGUUCGACGAAGAUAGACAAGAGAGCAGCCCUUUGGUGGGGGUAUGACCCAACAUUAAGCGACUUGAAAACAUUUUUUUUUUUUUAAACUGUGUGUGUGUGUGUGUGUGUGCGGAAGAGCGUGUGUGCGCGCAAGUGUAUGUAUGAAAUUCCCAUGUGUAAUUACUUCUCUCUUUCAUCCCUUUACCUUUUUCAGAACUUUUCAUGUGGCAUUGAACUUGCCUUUCACAUUCUCGGGGCCAAUUGGAGCUUCAGGGCUCUUUUUUUUUUUUACAUUAGAAGGGACACGUCGAUGACCCGUUGUGAUUUUUCUGUACAGAAAUUAGUAAAAUGCGAAAUUAGAUCAAUCUGAUUUCUUAUACUUGGCAAUCUGAGAGAAUGUGCAUGGCAUUUCCAUUCGGCCUUUUUCUUCAUCUAUAUUUAAUGUGUCUGCUCUUUACCAGGGGUUGAAUUUAAUGGUGUGUGAAAUGCUCUAAAUUCAACCUCUUAUCCUGUUUGCUUUUUUUCUUGACAUAUUACCUAACAAAAUUCAAAUCUGGAAGUCGUCAUACAUUACCGGAACAACCGACAAAUUCAUUUCUUCUGAAUUGCGGGGGGUUAGUUAGAUAUAAUAAUGUCGGGGAGUUUUACUUUGUGGAACUUGUGGGAAAAAUUUUGUAAGCGGAUCGACUCUAUAAAAUGAAUUAUUUUCUCUUCCUUGCUCAGUGGCUCUCAUCUUACUUGGAACUACGGCGAUGUGAACCGAUGUUAUAGAAACAAAAGCGUUCCAACUAGUGCUCUUUCAAAUAAACGACGUUGAUUUGUGA